UUUACGUUUAUCAUUGUGACAAAAUUUGUGAAAGUUUUAAGUAUCUAAAUAUUUUUAUAUAUUUUGCCAUAAGCUUUUAAUACUAUGUCUAAAAAAAUUAUUGCACAGACUGCCGAAAGGGUGCGAAAGCUAUGCAGGAGAGCUAUUGGACCGUUGAUGAGUCAAUGGCACGCUUCCAUGAGUUCCAAGGCGUCGGGUGUGUCCAUGACAAGACUCGAGUCCGGCAAUCCCUUACCGUAUAAGAAGCUGAGUGAGAAACUGGAAUGCAUAAGCUCUCGCUUAGAUCGUCCGCUUACGUUAUCGGAGAAAGUACUUUACUCGCAUUUGGAUGAUCCUAGCGGACAGGAGAUCGAGCGUGGCAAGUCCUAUUUGCUGCUACGUCCCGACCGUGUCGCCAUGCAAGAUGCGACAGCUCAGAUGGCCUUGAUGCAGUUCAUCUCCUCGGGGCUGAGCAAGGUGGCUGUGCCAUCGACGGUUCAUUGUGAUCACUUAAUCGAGGCACAAAAGUGCGGAGAGUUGGACCUGAAACGUGCCAUCGAUGAUAACAAGGAAGUGUAUGACUUUCUUGCCAGCGCCAGUGCCAAGUAUGGCCUGGGUUUCUGGAAGCCCGGCAGUGGCAUUAUCCAUCAGAUUAUACUAGAGAAUUAUGCCUUUCCAGGCCUUCUCAUGAUCGGCACCGACUCCCACACGCCCAACGGAGGUGGUCUUGGCGGACUUUGUGUUGGAGUGGGCGGCGCCGAUGCUGUUGACGUGAUGGCCGGCAUGCCCUGGGAGUUGAAGUGCCCCAAUGUGAUUGGCGUUCAUCUAACUGGCAAAAUCAGUGGCUGGACCUCGGCCAAAGAUGUUAUUUUAAAGGUAGCUGAAAUUCUGACUGUUAAAGGCGGCACAGGCGCCAUAAUUGAGUACCAUGGCAAGGGUGUUGAAUCCAUCUCCUGUACGGGCAUGGCCACCAUUUGUAAUAUGGGUGCCGAAAUCGGUGCAACAACCUCGUUGUUCCCCUUCAAUGAGCGCAUGGUCAAAUAUCUGUGUGCCACCGGCCGAGGGGCUAUUGCCGAUGAAGCACAGAAGUAUACGAAUAUAUUGACACCCGAUAAGGGAUGUAAGUACGAUCAGUUGAUUGAGAUUGAUUUGGACAAACUUGAGCCAUUGGUAAAUGGUCCAUAUACACCGGAUUUGGCACAUCCCAUUAGCAAACUAGGUGAGAAUUCGAAGAAAAAUGGUUAUCCCUUAGAAAUCAAGGUCGGUCUGAUUGGCUCCUGCACGAACUCCUCAUACGAGGAUAUGGGACGCUGUGCCAGCAUUGCCCAGGAUGCCAUUGAUCACGGACUCAAGGCCACAAUUCCCUUCAAUGUAACUCCCGGCUCUGAACAAAUUCGCGCUACAAUUGAGCGUGACGGUAUAUUGGAAGUGUUCAAUAAAUUUGGUGGCACUGUGCUGGCAAAUGCAUGUGGUCCUUGCAUUGGCCAGUGGGAUCGUAAGGACGUGAAAAUGGGCGAGAAGAACACUAUUGUCACAUCCUACAAUAGAAACUUUACAGGUCGCAAUGAUGCAAAUCCAGCUACACACUGCUUUGUGACAAGUCCUGAAAUGGUAACCGCUCUUUCGAUUGUCGGCUGCUUGGGCUUUAAUCCAAUGACGGACGAGCUAACCGACAGCAAGGGUAAGAAGUUCAAGCUCAAAGCACCCAUGGGCGAGGAAUUGCCUUCCAAAGGAUUCGAUCCCGGACAGGAUACAUACACUGCACCACCCAGUGAUGGAGGAAGCGUUAAAGUCGCUGUUGAUCCCAAGUCCAACCGUCUGCAGCUCUUGCAACCCUUUGAUAAGUGGGACGGUAAGGAUCUAACCGAUCUCACCGUUCUUAUCAAGGUGAAAGGAAAGUGCACAACUGAUCACAUUUCGGCAGCCGGUCCCUGGCUGAAAUAUCGGGGCCAUUUGGACAAUAUCUCUAACAAUUUGUUCAUUGGCGCCACCAAUGCCGAGAACAACGAGAUGAACAAGAUCAAGAACCAACGCAGCAAUGACUGGGGAACUGUUCCCGAAGUGGCCCGCGACUACAAGGCAAACAAAGUUAAGUGGGUAGCUGUUGGGGAAGAGAACUACGGAGAGGGUUCUUCCCGUGAGCAUGCUGCACUGGAACCACGCCACCUGGGUGGAGUAGCCAUUAUAGUAAAAUCCUUUGCCCGUAUACAUGAGACCAAUCUGAAGAAACAGGGUCUGCUUGCACUGACCUUUGACAAUGCCGGCGACUAUGACAAGAUCCAACCAACCAGCAAAAUAUCGCUACUCAAUCUAGCUAAAAUGGCACCUGGACAACCCAUCGAUUGCGAGAUAAAGAACGGUGGCAGCUCCGAUAAAAUCAAGUUGAAUCACUCCUUUAACGCGGAACAGAUUGAGUGGUUCAAAGCUGGAAGCGCCCUCAACCGGAUGAAGGAUUUGUUGACAACAAAAAAUUAAUUUAAAAGAAUUUUUGAUAGUUGAGAAGUUUUUGAGUGUUUGCAAUUUGUUUGUGUCUAAAAAUAUAUAUAUUGAAACGAAAGCUUUAGACUUGUUUUAAAAUCGGCUUGUA
Drosophila innubila is the source of this 2566-nucleotide messenger RNA. It is a transcript of the gene mAcon2, whose product is annotated as probable aconitate hydratase, mitochondrial. The record is from RefSeq and is a predicted model, not a curated record. Gene Ontology annotation, molecular function: 4 iron, 4 sulfur cluster binding; aconitate hydratase activity. Gene Ontology annotation, cellular component: mitochondrion; cytosol. NCBI's taxonomy places the organism in Eukaryota, Metazoa, Arthropoda, Insecta, Diptera, Drosophilidae. The transcript has a single exon. The coding region runs from base 85 to 2454 and encodes 789 amino acids. Gene Ontology annotation, biological process: tricarboxylic acid cycle.